UUAUCUAUUAUUAAUAUGAUAAUUAUCUUAUAAGUUUACUUAUUUUUCUCAAUCACCUGUGUUUUAUAUAUACGUACCUUUGUCUUUCAUAAUAACAAUGGAUACUAUAUUAAACAAAAUUUUAAAAGGACAGAUGGAAGAUGAUUCAUCCGAUGAAGAAGAUGAAAAAGCUAAAUUGGCUUGGCUCAUUGCAUCAGAUAGCUUAACCAUAAAAACUAAAUCUGAACUAGCUGAAGGACGUGCUCCGGCUGCUAACUACAACUUGAAUGGCCACAACUACACUAUGGGAUAUUAUCUUGCCGAUGGAAUUUAUCCUAAAUGGGCAACAAUAGUUCAGUCAAUUUCACAACCUCAAGGUUUAAAAAAUAAAAUAUUUUCAACCAAGCAAGAAGCAUGUAGAAAAGAUGUUGAAAGAGCAUUCGGAGUACUUCAAGCAAGGUUUGCGAUUGUCAAAGGACCUGCACGAUUUUGGAACCGUAAGGAUUUGGGAUUCAUUAUGAAAGCUUGCAUCAUUUUACACAACAUGAUUAUUGAAGAUGAAUAUGAUCAACCUAUGAAUUUUGAAUAUGAUGCGUCAGAAUUAUCACCUUCAAUUCAAGUGUCACAUGAGCCUACACUUCGUUUUCAUGAGUUUAUUGCCCGUCAUCUUAAGAUUCGAUCUUCUGAGCUGCAUUUUAAUCUACGAAAUGAUCUUAUUGAACACUUGUGGGAACAAUAUGGACAUGAAGAUUCUUAAAAUUUAGUUGAGUUUAAAUAAGUAUGACUCAGAAUUUUAAUUUUUAAUGUAGUUUUCAAUUUUUUUGGUAUUGUCUUUUUCAU
Molecule: messenger RNA, 819 nt
Organism: Mercurialis annua (annual mercury)
Lineage: Eukaryota; Viridiplantae; Streptophyta; Magnoliopsida; Malpighiales; Euphorbiaceae
Exons: 2
Coding region: 98-736 (212 amino acids)
Source: RefSeq, a predicted model, not a curated record